Molecule: messenger RNA, 809 nt
Organism: Ctenocephalides felis (cat flea)
Lineage: Eukaryota; Metazoa; Arthropoda; Insecta; Siphonaptera; Pulicidae
Product: zinc finger and SCAN domain-containing protein 12-like
Exons: 1
Coding region: 126-782 (218 amino acids)
Biological process (GO): regulation of transcription by RNA polymerase II
Molecular function (GO): RNA polymerase II cis-regulatory region sequence-specific DNA binding; DNA-binding transcription factor activity
Source: RefSeq, a predicted model, not a curated record
CUUCCAUUGAAGAAAUAUGUAUAACAAGUAGUUCUUAGGAUACAAACCAAUUAUUCGAGGAAGUUUGAGGUAAACGUCAAACCAGGAAUAACUUAUAUAAAACACUCACCACAAAACAAUAUAAAAUGACCCCCACCGGAGAACGCCAUUUUGAGUGCAAAAUAUGCAAUAAAAGAUUUUCACGGAAAAGUAAUUUAGAUAAGCACAUACUACUGCACUCUGGAACUUCUAAUACAUGUUAUAUUUGCAAAAAACAAUUCACACAAAAACAUCUUUUACAAAAACAUUUAUUAACCCACAAAGAAAAUUACCCUUACAAAUGUGAGGUAUGCAAUAAAACAUUCUCAACAAAACAAUCAUUACAGAUACAUGAUUCGAUUCACACUGGAGAAAAACCUUAUAACUGUGAAAUAUGCAAGAAAACAUUCAGAACAAAAGUAGUAUUAAAACAACACCAAGUUGCCCACACGGGAGAAAAGAAAUAUAAAUGUGUAAUGUGUAAUAAAGCCUUUGCAACCAAACAAAAGUUAAACCAACAUGAAAUGGUUCACACCGGUGAACGACCUUUUGGUUGUGAUUUAUGCAAUAGUGCAUUCACAACAAAACAAUCAUUAAACAAACAUUUAUUGAUUCACACUGGAGAACGCCCUUACAAAUGUCAAAUAUGCAAUAGAACAUUCAGAACAAAGGAAAUAUUAAACAUUCAUUUAAUGAUUCAUACUGGAGUACGUCCUCAUGAGUGUCAAAUAUGCAAUAAAACAUUCAAAACAAAGCAAGAUUAAACUAUCAUUUACUAAUUCAUACUGGAG